AGCAGCAACGUGCAGGGUCAAGGACAGCCGGCCGCCCAUGUCAGUGGUCUAGGAUGGCCAGUGAAGGCACCAGCAUCCCAAGCCCUGUCGUGCGCCAGAUUGACAAGCAGUUUCUGAUUUGUAGCAUAUGCCUGGAACGGUACAAGAAUCCCAAGGUUCUCCCCUGCCUGCACACUUUCUGUGAAAGGUGCCUGCAGAACUACAUUCCCGCCCACAGUUUAACCCUCUCCUGCCCAGUGUGCCGCCAGACCUCCAUCCUGCCCGAGAAAGGGGUGGCCGCGCUCCAGAACAACUUCUUCAUCACGAACCUGAUGGACGUGCUGCAGAGAACUCCAGGCAGCAAUGUCGAGGAGUCGUCCAUCUUGGAGACGGUUACCGCCGUGGCUGCAGGGAAGCCCCUCUCCUGCCCAAACCACGAUGGCAACGUAAUGGAAUUCUACUGCCAGUCCUGCGAGACCGCCAUGUGUCGAGAGUGCACGGAGGGCGAGCACGCUGAGCACCCCACGGUCCCGCUCAAGGACGUGGUGGAGCAGCACAAGGCCUCUCUCCAGGUCCAGCUGGAUGCCAUCAACAAAAGGCUCCCGGAAAUUGACUCGGCUCUCCAGUUCAUCUCGGAAAUCAUUCACCAGCUGACCAACCAGAAGGCCAGCAUCGUGGAGGACAUCCAUUCCACCUUCGACGAGCUCCAGAAGACACUGAACGUGCGCAAGAGCGUGCUGCUCAUGGAGCUGGAGGUCAACUAUGGCCUGAAGCAUAAAGUGCUGCAGUCGCAGCUGGACACUCUGCUCCAGGGGCAGGAGAGUAUCAAGAGCUGCAGCAACUUCACGGCGCAGGCGCUGCACCAUGGCACGGAGACCGAGGUGCUGCUGGUCAAGAAGCAGAUGAGCGAGAAGCUGAAUGAGCUGGCUGACCAGGACUUCCCGCUGCACCCGCGCGAGAACGACCAGCUGGACUUCAUCGUGGAGACCGAGGGCCUCAAGAAGUCCAUCCACAACCUCGGCACCAUCCUCACCACCAACGCCGUGGCCUCUGAGACGGUGGCCACGGGCGAGGGUCUGCGCCAGACCAUCAUCGGGCAGCCCAUGUCCGUCACCAUAACCACCAAGGACAAAGACGGCGAGCUGUGCAAGACCGGCAACGCCUACCUGACGGCCGAGCUGAGCACGCCCGACGGCAGCGUGGCCGACGGGGAGAUCCUGGACAACAAGAACGGCACCUACGAAUUCCUCUACACCGUCCAGAAGGAGGGCGACUUCACCCUGUCGCUGCGGCUCUACGACCAGCACAUCCGCGGCAGCCCCUUCAAGCUCAAGGUCAUCCGCUCAGCGGACGUGUCCCCCACCACCGAGGGCGUCAAGCGGCGCGUCAAGUCCCCCGGCAGUGGCCACGUCAAGCAGAAGGCUGUCAAGAGGCCGGCCAGCAUGUACAGCACGGGCAAGCGAAAAGAAAACCCCAUCGAAGACGACCUCAUCUUCCGCGUGGGUACCAAAGGAAGAAAUAAAGGAGAGUUUACAAAUCUCCAAGGGGUAGCUGCAUCCACCAGCGGAAAGGUACUAAUUGCAGACAGCAACAACCAAUGCGUACAGAUAUUCUCCAACGACGGCCAGUUCAAAAGUCGCUUUGGCAUCCGAGGUCGCUCUCCUGGGCAGCUACAGCGGCCCACGGGGGUCGCCGUGCAUCCCAGCGGGGACAUCAUCAUUGCUGACUAUGAUAAUAAGUGGGUUAGCAUUUUCUCCUCAGAUGGCAAGUUCAAGACAAAAAUUGGAUCAGGAAAACUGAUGGGGCCCAAAGGAGUUUCCGUGGACCGCAACGGGCACAUUAUUGUGGUGGACAACAAGGCGUGCUGCGUGUUUAUCUUCCAGCCAAACGGGAAAAUAGUCACCAGGUUUGGUAGCCGAGGAAAUGGGGACAGGCAGUUUGCAGGUCCCCAUUUUGCAGCGGUAAAUAGCAAUAAUGAGAUUAUUGUUACAGAUUUCCAUAAUCAUUCCGUCAAGGUGUUUAAUCAGGAAGGAGAGUUCAUGUUGAAGUUUGGCUCAAAUGGAGAAGGCAAUGGGCAGUUCAAUGCCCCGACAGGCGUAGCAGUGGAUUCAAAUGGGAACAUCAUUGUGGCCGACUGGGGAAACAGCAGGAUCCAGGUUUUUGAUGGGAGUGGAUCAUUUUUGUCUUACAUUAAUACAUCUGCUGACCCCCUCUAUGGCCCCCAAGGCCUGGCCCUGACCUCAGAUGGCCAUGUUGUGGUUGCAGACUCUGGAAAUCACUGUUUCAAGGUCUACCGAUACUUACAGUAACCCUGGGCAGCUGAGCACCCCCUGCCAAGGAUCUUGCACUACAAACUGGAAUGAAUUUCUCAACGCGGGACCAGAUCAGGACUAGACUUCAUGUUAGAGAGAAUCGAUGGUGAACGUCCCACGGUUAUUUCUGAAUGUAACAGUUUCUUGAAAACUGCUUAUCCAGUUUUCAUAAUUCACCUUAAGGGUCUGAAAAAGGAAGAAGAAAAACAUCUCUUCUACUGAAUCUAUAAAAACUGUAGUUUUACACCUGUGAACUAUGGCUUAGAGAACAGGGAUUUUAUGUAGUUCAACUGAUUUUGCAAAUCAAGCAAGCAUUAAAAAACAGACUAGAAUAUGUAAAGAGAUUUGUUAAUCCUCUGAAUGGUAGCUUUUGCACCGAGCUUCCAGAAACAAAACAAGGACAAACUCUGUUGUGGCUAUAUUCUUUAUUGAAUCUAAGUCACAAGAUCUGGGGAAUCUUCUAACCUCACUUUUACAGGAGGUAUUACUCGUGUCAUGUUUUUUUUUGGUUAUCAACAACUCUACAUAAAUUAUUUUAGAAAGAAAAUAGAAGUCUUGCAGAAAUCCUCCCGGCUGCCAUUAGCCGGCCUCUGGAGGUUAGCCCUUGAGGCUCAAUGCAAAUUUCCCCAUCCUUCUGGGUUAGAUCAAAGAUCUUUUUGAUGUGUUCCUUUCACCUUCUUAUUCCUGCUCACAGAAAACCAAGUCCAUGAACAAGGAUACCUGAGAUUCCUCACGCUUAGAGAAGCAUAUUCCAAAAGUAAUUCUACCUUUUGACGAAGAGACAGCCCUGGUAGCUCCAGCUUGAUGCACUGGAGUGUAGCCACACACACUCAUUGUGUGCCAUGUCUUCACGUGUCUUUCCUCUCCCACUUCAUGAAAAGCGAAAGCUUUACCUCUUGCAAAAACGGUCAGCACAUGUAGUAGGACACCAGUAUCCUAGGACAGAGAGCCAUAGUAGCCCUUUGGAGGACGGAUGGUGUCAGCCAAAGGCAUGUGAUGGAUUGGUGAAGGACUUCCCCCUUAGAAAGCAAGUGUUACCAAAGUUGUGUUAUCUUGAGAGAGCAUUACAGGUAAGGGCAUGUUGUGGUUAUUUAUCAUUGUUUAAUGAAUAGUAGCGGCGUUAAGGGACUAUGUAUACACGAUUAGGGUAAGAUAGAAUGUACUAUACAUAUAAAUAUAGCUGAGUCUUUGGUGUAUUGAAAUAGGCAGCACUCUGAAAGACAGAAGCAUCGUCCAGCCAUCCUUCGGCACAUUCCUUUCCUACUCAGCUGAAAACCUUUCUAGAGCCAGCACUGCAGAUUUCAUUUUUGCUAUUUUCUAAGAAUGAUGGUGAUGGCUGACGUUGAGUCAGAAAAUGGUCUUCUGAGCUUUC
Messenger RNA from Ochotona curzoniae (black-lipped pika), 3663 nucleotides. It is a transcript of the gene TRIM2, whose product is annotated as tripartite motif containing 2. Lineage: Eukaryota; Metazoa; Chordata; Mammalia; Lagomorpha; Ochotonidae. Bases 54 to 2288 code for a protein of 744 amino acids. Gene Ontology annotation, biological process: proteasome-mediated ubiquitin-dependent protein catabolic process; negative regulation of translation; protein polyubiquitination. The record is from RefSeq and is a predicted model, not a curated record. Gene Ontology annotation, molecular function: zinc ion binding; protein binding; translation repressor activity. The transcript has 11 exons.